Pieris macdunnoughi is the source of this 357-nucleotide messenger RNA. NCBI's taxonomy places the organism in Eukaryota, Metazoa, Arthropoda, Insecta, Lepidoptera, Pieridae. The record is from the annotation of a GenBank genome assembly.
AUGUCAGAACAAGUGCUAGAUCAAAACACUUGGCCCAAAGAAGCAGAAGCCGCCAUCAAUGAUAUAAAAAAGCAUGUUAAAACUGCCUGCAUAUCCACUGCACUUAAAAACACCAACCAAUGUGUGUAUUUGAAUUUGACAACCUUAGAAGACCUUAAUUAUUGCAUUGAAAUGUCUGCGGCAGGGUUCCGAGUAGUUGGACGAAAAUAUGAUGACACAAACCUUGCAACUAUAGAAAAUAUGAACUAUGAGACUCCAUAUGCCUUAUUGAACAGUAUAAGCCAGAAGUACAGAGAAUCCUUUGGAGGCGAGCUAAUGAAUAAAUUACUCGAUUUAGCAAAGAAAACUGAUGGUUGA